Molecule: messenger RNA, 2946 nt
Organism: Mytilus trossulus (common blue mussel)
Lineage: Eukaryota; Metazoa; Mollusca; Bivalvia; Mytilida; Mytilidae
Exons: 5
Coding region: 1308-2549 (413 amino acids)
Cellular component (GO): cytoplasm
Molecular function (GO): glycosyltransferase activity
Source: RefSeq, a predicted model, not a curated record
AUCAGUUAUAAAAUAUAGGAAAAAGUGUAGAUUUUCAAGUCAAAGUGUCUGAUUAAGAUUAAGUGUAGUAAAAACAAAUAGCACAUAUUAUAUGUGCAUGUAACAUGGGAAAACCGAGCUUACUGAUUGAUAUUUCAGUUAUUAACAAUUUAUUGUCUUGUUCCGUUGCAAUAAAUGUAUUUUGUUUGUUUGUUUAAUAUGUUUAUUUCAAUGACUUCUAUGUUUAGCUCAACCAAGGUAAAUGCUAGCUUAUAUAAGUAGUAUAUAUAUUUUUUGUGUUAAACUGAUCUAGCAUAUAGAUAAUAUUCAAGACCAGGAAAAAGCACAAAGCGCUAAUCACAAUCGAAAAUAAAGUUAGCACACAUGUCUUUGACAUUUACAACAAAAAUAGUCACAUUGUACAAUCACAAGUAUACACUGUAUGUUCAAUUUAGUUCAAGUGAGUAGGCAUGACACAGCAUCAACAAACUGAAUUGUCAGGUUUUAUAUUUUCUGGGGUGGUUUCCUUAGGUUGGAGAGUCUUAAUAGACCACUUUCGAGUUUAUCGGUCACUGGAAAAAACUCGUCAAUUAUACGCGCCUUUAUCACCGUCAUUUGUGCGUUUAGGGGCGUCGUCACUUCCUUCCAAUGUUGAGCGAGUGGUUGGAAAACUAUAAUUCUAUAUUGUACGAAUUAUUCGGCAAAUUGAAUUCUCAAAAUUGACAAUCAAUACUGCUGUCAUUAGGGAAUUGUCAGUAAGUACCUACAGAGCAACCAUUAUUUCUAGUUUAUCCUACACAAAGACGAUCACCAAGACGCUUGAUGAACGUAAAUAGUGCAGGGAUACAGGCGAGCCCCUCUAUCUGGUAAAUGACGUCAUAAAGGCGUGCAUAAUUGACGAGUUUUUGCCGGUGACGGAUGAACUCGAAAGUGGUCUAUUACCCUGUAUUUUCACCUCUUCAAUACAACACGUGAUCGGCAUGGUGCAUACUGUAGUUGUUGGUAUCUUGUAAUGACCUCUACAGAUCUAGAGCAUAAAACCAUCCAUCUUUGACACAUUGUACUAAUAAUUGGUUUGCUCACUCAUUUCUAUGGUUAAUACACUAAAAGUCAUAUACUUUUUUGUGUAAUAACUAUACUUUUAAAGUCUUGUAGUACACAUGACUAAUAAGGAUUAGAAAAAAACGUUCUUGCUUGCAUCUAUAAUGCACUAAAAAAAAUCAACAUAACAACUGGGAAGUGAAAUCGAUAUCUCACCAUAAAGUUGCCACUUAUUCACAUUUUAAACAAUUUUGUAUUUUACGGUGUGUUGAGUUUUGACUACCAGUAUGAUCAGGAGAAAAUGUAGGAGGAUAAGGAAUGUUAUUCUCUGCCUAGCAGUACUUAUCUGCAUUAGCUUGCUGAGAAUGAAUAAUUAUAAAACUCAAGAUGGUGAUUGUCCUUCUGAUACUCUUUCUAAUACUGUGUAUAUAUUUAACGCAGUAGCUGAAGCAAGGUCAUAUUGGAAAUCGGUUGAACACAUUGUGAUAAAUGUCCUUGAUGGUUCUACAUACCAAUCCAGUUUUGAAUGCUGUAUAUUUGGAGACAAUAUGUUUAGCGUUCAUCGAUCAGAGGCAGUUGUCAAAGACAUUUUUCGGUACAGAUCGAUGAAGCCUGAACUCAUAGCUAAAACAUACAAGUGCUCAGUAAGGAGCAUUACAUUCAAGCCAGUACAUAUAGGACUUGUGGGAAAUGGAAACUCUUGUGAUCCAUGUCUUACAGUGACAUCUGUCAUAUAUCCCGAAGUCAUGUUACAUGGUGCAGGUGUAUGUGCGAAAAUUGCUUUUAAUUAUCUGAACCCUUCGUAUCUUAUUGAAUGGUUUGAAUACCAGAUAAUGAAGGAAGUAGAUACUGUUGUUGUUAUGUUACAAUACAUAAAUGAUGAAUCUUUGGAAGUGUUUAAGUACUACGAACAAAAAGGUUUCUUGAAAAUAUUGCCCUAUCCAAUAGAACUACCAGGAAAAACAGAUCGUGGAUUUGAGUCAACAAAUUGGCACUUCGAUCAAAGCGUUCAUGAUGAACAGGUUGCUGUUUACACAUGUCAGGCAUAUUUUCAAGGAUAUGAAUUAGUUACGAUUAUCGAUUUUGACGAAUUCAUUGUGCAAGAUGAAUUGAUAUCAUACAAAACCAUGCUAAAGUCUGAACUAUUGCCAUUGUAUCCGCUGGCUGCAGCAUUUACAUUCAAUGUAUCUUUUUUCAUAACGGACUGGGGAAUUUCGGGAGUAGAACCAUUACUAACAAGUCGAUACAUUAAAAGAACUAGUCCUCGAUACGAACGGUUUAAAACAAUGUACAUUCCAAAAAGAACUCAAGAUGUGAACACACAUUAUGUCCAUGCAAAACCUGGAUACAAAAGAAUUCUCCUAACAUCCCACAAUGUUGUUUUACAUCACUAUAGAAAAUGUCCACAUGAUAGGAAGUGGAUAUAUUGCAUGUAUUUAACUCCAACUAUAGAUAAGAAGAUGUUUAAAUUGAUGUCAAAUUUGCUCGUGAAUGUAAAUGCCGUAAAAAAUCUAAUUGGUAUCCUAUGAUGUUUAGUAUGCAGAAGGGCUAUUAAUGAAUUCGUUGGUUAACUGUUUAAAAUUAUGCCUAUAAAUUUGAACAUUGCAAAUAAUAUAUGAGGGUUUCGUAUUAACAUUUGUCGUAUAUAUUGAAAUAAUACCGAAGAAUCUUUCACAUCGACUCGAUUCUUUUUUUUUUACAUUGCAAAAGAGACAUGAAGUAAAAAUAAAAGGACUUCUGGAAUGAGGGAUCCUUUGACUCUGUGUCAGUAAUAAAAAUACUAAUAUAUAAAUAAAAGCAUUCCCACCUUUUGUAAAAAAAAAGAGUCAAAAUGCUAAAGGAAAAUCUUUAUAUAUUUAUCGCAACCUUUAUCACACACCUACUUAUUUUUUUUUUAUUUUUUUUUUUACAUUAACUCCGUUGUAA